This is a messenger RNA of Microtus oregoni (creeping vole), 3965 nucleotides long. It is a transcript of the gene Pogk, whose product is annotated as pogo transposable element derived with KRAB domain. The coding region runs from base 485 to 2302 and encodes 605 amino acids. Gene Ontology annotation, molecular function: DNA binding. The record is from RefSeq and is a predicted model, not a curated record. The transcript is spliced from 7 exons. Gene Ontology annotation, cellular component: nucleus. Lineage: Eukaryota; Metazoa; Chordata; Mammalia; Rodentia; Cricetidae. Gene Ontology annotation, biological process: regulation of DNA-templated transcription.
CUCCCACCACGUGUCCUCGCACGGUCGCGUGGGGCCGCGCUGGGGCGGCUGGAGCGGCGGAGCUGGUGGCGCGGUGAGUGCUGGGCCGCAGCCCUUGUCGCCCUCGGCGGCGACACCGCCCGUUCGGCCGGGGCCGCCUCCCGCCUCCGGAAACAUUGGAGACGCUGACUCCGAACUCCGGAAAGAUCUUGGCUUCAAAAGUCCCGGAAGAUGGGACGCACGAGAUGCACACUCCCUACACACCCAGCAGUUGUCGGCAGUCUUUUAAGGGGAAGCUCUUUGUACCGGCCUAAGGAAGCUUCGAGUACAGAGAAUUUGCGACCCAGAGGCGAGGAGUCCUGCCAGGUCUGGGUUGGCCUUCGCCCCCCAGGCACACCCUCCUCCGUGUCACGGACUUCGCUUUGGGGGGUCCUUUAAGGAAGAAAGACUGUUAAAUUUCUGGACUGGCCUGUGGACAGCGCCUGUGAAUCUGGAAAAUCCAGAGAUGGAGUCCCCAGCCUAUCCUCAAGACAGGACUCUGAAAGAAGAGCGAGAGGAGGCCGUUCGGAUCCAAGGAUUGGAGGAUGGCCCCCCCAUAGAUAUGCAGAAAGUACUGAUUGGUUCCAGAGGCUCGUGGGUACCAGUCCUAUUUGAUGAGGUGGCCAUAUAUUUUUCGGAUGAGGAGUGGGAAGUUUUGACAGAGCAACAAAAAGCCCUCUACCGGGAAGUCAUGAGGAUGAAUUAUGAGAUUGUCCUGUCCCUGGAAUUCCCAUUCCCUAAGCCAGACGUGAUCAGUCGGUUGGAAAGAGAAGAGGAGUAUCCUAAUUCUGAUGACUGGCGGCUCCAGGGAGUAACCUUUGCAGAAAAUGAAGAAUCCGACUUUAACACUCCACAUUGGGCAAGCCCAGUGACUGCCACCUCCCCUUUCCCUCAACCUCAGCAAUUCAACAGCUUUUGGCAUCUGCCUCGGGACAUCGCUGAGCUGCCUGAAUGGAGUGAGGGGUACCCCUUCUACAUGGCCCUGGGCUUCCCAGGGUGUGACCUCUCAGCUGAUGACUUGGCUAGCAGGUUUCAGUUCAGUAGGGGCAUGCGCCGCAGCUACGAUGCCGGGUUCAAAUUGAUGGUGGUGGAGUAUGCUGAAAGCACCAACAACUGUCAGGCUGCCAAGCAGUUUGGGGUAUUGGAAAAAAAUGUUCGAGACUGGCGAAAAGUGAAGCCACAGCUCCAAAAUGCCCAUGCCAUGCGGCGGGCAUUCCGAGGCCCUAAGAAUGGAAGGUUUGCUCUGGUGGACCAGCGUGUUGCCGAGUAUGUCAGAUAUAUGCAGGCCAAAGGGGACCCCAUUACCAGGGAAGCAAUGCAGUUGAAAGCUCUUGAAAUUGCCCAGGAAAUGAACAUUCCAGAGAAAGGAUUCAAGGCAAGUCUGGGCUGGUGUAGAAGAAUGAUGAGAAGGUAUGACCUAUCUCUGAGGCAUAAAGUGCCGGUUCCCCAGCACCUGGCCGAGGACCUGACUGAGAAGCUCAUCACUUACCAGCAGAGCGUGCUGGCUCUACGCCGGACGCAUGACUAUGAAGUAGCACAGAUGGGCAAUGCAGAUGAGACACCCAUUUGCUUAGAAGUGCCCUCUAGAGUGACUGUAGACAACCAGGGUGAAAAGCCUGUCCUGGUCAAGACACCAGGUAGGGAGAAAUUGAAGAUCACAGCCAUGCUGGGUGUCUUGGCUGAUGGGAGGAAGUUACCCCCAUAUGUCAUUUUGAGGGGAACAUAUAUUCCCCCUGGGAAGUUCCCCAGUGGCAUGGAAAUCCGCUGCCACCGCUAUGGGUGGAUGACUGAGGACUUGAUGCAAGAUUGGUUGGAAGUUGUGUGGAAACGGAGGACUGGAGCUGUGCCCAAACAACGAGGGAUGUUGAUCCUGAAUGGCUUCCGGUGUCAUGCCACUGACUCGGUAAAGAGUUCCAUGGAAAGCAUGAACACAGAUAUGGUGAUCAUCCCAGGUGGUCUGACGUCACAGCUGCAGGUGUUGGAUAUGGUGGUCUACAAGCCUCUGAAUGACAGUGUCCGGGCCCAGUAUUACAACUGGCUUCUGGCAGGGAACCUGGCACUGAGCCCCACUGGAAAUGCUAAGAAGCCACCGCUGGGCCUCUUCCUGGAGUGGGUCAUGAUGGCAUGGAACAGCAUCUCAAGUGAAUCAAUUGUCCAGGGGUUCAGAAAAUGCCACAUUUCCAGCAACUUAGAGGAGGAAGAUGACGUUCUGUGGGAAAUUGAGAGUGAGCUAUCCAGAGAACCACCAAAGGAAUGUGAUGCUGAAAGUGUGGCAGUCAACUGAGGAAAGAGCAAAUGAAACUGUGAUAGAAGCACCUGGAAGAAAAGAGCACUUGUAAGAAGAUGGCUGCAGAGGGGCCGAAAAGGACAAUAGGCUCUGAACAUCUCAGGUCUGGACAGCAGCCUGAGCAUCCCAUUUCAUGACAGCCCCACCCACCCUAUCCCAUCCGGUGUCAGCCAACAAGCUUAGAACAACAUUCUGUCCUGUUCCUCCUUUGGGAGCUGUCUCCUCUGCUCGUUAUAGAAGCCUGUAAACACAAAUGGACAAAGAUAUUUCCUGGAGAAGAGAAUGUUCAUCACCAAGAUGCGCCAUGUCACCACAGCUCUCGUGUCUCUUCUGUGGAGCAGAAACCUCAAGUAUAAACCUUUGCAGACGCUCCAGUAGAGCCUGACUCCACACAGGUCAAGACUACAGAAAAGCUCUGGUAGAAAGCCAUCACUCCUGUACUGCUGUUCUUACACGUCACUGAGGGAAUGAGAUUAAUAACCACAAAAUCGAGACACUGGCUUGGUGCCGGAAGAUGGCUUUUCUAGAGGUAACCUAGGUUAGUAUGGAAGAUGAGAGUUUAAAAUAAAUGAUGCUGUUGGACUUACCUUCCUAAUCUGGUCGGCAGCUAGACCUUUUUAGGGUUGAUGACCCUACUUUCCCUAUUACCCUCUUUAAUGAGGCAACCCUUGGUAUACAAGCCUUUGCUCUUCAGGCUGCUUGCAGAAGUCUCUAAAUCAUCUGCUGUCUACACAGAACGAGGCCCACUGACUCAUACUUGGGUUAAUUUCUUUAAUAUUUUAAUCUAAAGGGCAUGGGAGGGAUUGGGCCUUGAGCCACAGCUGCUUUCAGACUUCACAAAAUAUGUAUGAGUCAUUGACUUUUUCCACAAUAGUAAUUUGCAUUCUUGUGUAAGUUAACUGUUAAGAAAAACAUUCCUUCAAAGCUAUCUAUGCUACAAAAAUUCUACCAGAACCUCAUAGGCAAAGCCGUUGCUAGAUCUGUCAUUCAAAAUACUCCGUCUGCCCAACAGGUUGCUGUAACCACUUUUCCUCCUCCAUUCAGCUCAUGUGGACACUGUCCACCGUGCAUGGCAUCUUUACCAGUUUCUGCUCGGGUGCGCAUUUACCUGUUUGCUACCUGUUUGCUGUCCACUUUUCUGAUCUCUUUUAACCAGUUUGUCAGAGUUCCAAACACAUGAGAAUGACUCCUAAGAUCCGAAUGAACAGACAUCUUAAUUGUUUCUGAUUGGCUCUGUCUGUGCUGUCCUGUCAUCCCCACAUGACAUGUUACUCUCCAUCCCAUCAGGUUUUCCCUCCUUCCCUGUCCUCUUUCCCGACUUUCUUUCUCUUGCUUGGGAGCUUAAAAGAUGUCAUCUUGGGCUUCCCACACAGAAGCCAGGUAUCUUAACAAAGAGUAGAAAAUGGACCUAACUCCUGUUUCAUUCUCAUCAGCUGAGAUGCCUUACAGGUUGCAUAGCACUGGAACUUUCCUAGAGUGAUGGUUCUGCUGCCAGGGUCUUCUGGGAGUUCUCCUUCACUGGCUGAAGACGAUCUAUGCUGAACAGCCCCAGUACAGUUGUUUAGCAGAAUAACAGUUAACCAGAAAGUUACCAUAGCACACUGAGACUGCUACUCUCCACUAAAUAGAAGCUGAUCCCAGUAAUAAACUUUGAUAACAA